AGCAGCAGCCGGAAGUGAUGAGGUUAAUUCCCCAGCUUGGGCAGAGGGGGGAUAAAUUGAGGGUGCCGGGCAUCCACAUCUUCAGGACCUGCCCAUCACCAUGGCCACAGGAAGAGUCUUGCUAGGCUCUCUGCUUCUCCUGAUCCUCCACUUGGACCUUGGUGGGAGCCAGGGGGCCUGGGAGGCUCUGGUGGUGGAGAGAGAGCUCUCAUCCGAGCCAGCGGUGGACAGAGAGACCCAGAGGCCACAGCUGGGGGCCCGCCUGCGCCGAGCCCUGACCAGCCCGUGCCAGCUGUGGAGCCUGUCCUUGCCCGUGGCCGAGCUGGGCCUGGGCUACAUGUCGGAGGAGACGGUCAUCUUCCGCUACUGCGCCGGCAGUUGUCCCCGCGGUGCCCGCACCCAACAUGGCCUGACGCUGGCCCGACUGCAGGGCCAGGGCCGAGCCCAUGGAGGACCCUGCUGCCGGCCCACCCGCUACGCCGACGUGACCUUUCUCGAUGACCACCACCGCUGGCAGCGGCUGCCCCAGCUCUCGGCGGCGGCCUGUGGCUGCAGUGGCUAAAGAUGGCCGGCCCAGGGCCCUGCAGCAGCUGGAGGAGCUCAGCUGACUUAUUUACUGGAGGCCCAGAGGCCGAGGCGAAGAGAGGGGAAGGUGGGCUGGGGCUACCAGCAAGGGGCUCAAUAAAGGAAACUGCUCCUCUA
Messenger RNA from Bubalus bubalis (water buffalo), 702 nucleotides. It is a transcript of the gene PSPN, whose product is annotated as persephin. NCBI's taxonomy places the organism in Eukaryota, Metazoa, Chordata, Mammalia, Artiodactyla, Bovidae. The transcript is spliced from 2 exons. The coding region runs from base 101 to 562 and encodes 153 amino acids. Gene Ontology annotation, molecular function: receptor tyrosine kinase binding; glial cell-derived neurotrophic factor receptor binding; growth factor activity. The record is from RefSeq and is a predicted model, not a curated record.